AUGGCGCCAUUCGAAUCAGACACAGCGGACUCCAAUCUCAUCCCCAUGGUCGCAUACUUCGCGCAGACCGUUUCCGUUGGUCUGCUGCUGUUUGUCGUUGUUCGCUUCGUUGAUCACGCCUCGGCCGCGCUGCCUCCAUCCCAAGAGACCCGUCAGCGACAGUCCAAGCGCACACGCGACAUCCGGAUCUUUACCGUUCUUGCCGCCCUCAGCUUUCUCCUAGCAGCGUACUUUGGCAUCAGCCGACGCGUCUCUUCUUACCUCGACUGGGCCUCGCAUCACAACGAGGACGCGCCUAACACUCUUUGGAGCGGAUGGUAUGGCGGCACCAGAGACAGAGAAGGCGGCGGCCUCACGUCGUACGCAGAUGUGAAGCUUGGGAGAUGGUGGCAGGAUACAAAGUACUCCACCGGGGAUGACCACUUGGUCUUGGGCAACUCGAAGGGACUCUGGUGGGCUCAGCAGCUGGUUCCCAGCAUGAUCGCGUGGAGCAUUUUCGUUGGAGUCGAAGGAAGACGCAGAGGCAUGCCCAAGCACGUCCUCUGCACGUUCGUUGCUCUUGCCCAGACCAUAAGCCUCAGCGCCGCGCAGAGCCUCUUUUGGAUUACUCUACUACUUACGCCGGUUCAUCUUGCGCCGUCAAAGUUGCCAACAAGGGCUCCACAGUGGACCCCAAACCCGAUGGCCUAUUUGUUGCCCACUGUCAUGUCCUUAGCUUGCAACGCCCUCAUGCCACUUGCUGUCGACUACCUCAUCUUCACCCAGCCACUACGCAUCGCGUACUUCGGCAUGCUGAUCCUCAUGACGCUAAUACCACGGAUCGCCCCCGCCGUCCUCGGCUCAACCCACUCCUCCGUCCACUCCGCUCACCGCUCAAGCGCCACAAUAUUCAAGACCCUCGGCAUAAUCAGCUUCCUCCUCCACGCCCGCCAAACCGCAACCGCCCUCCUCGACAACUCCCCCCCACCCACCUACCGCGAAUACAGCUACAUAUGGAACUCGCAUCCCGAGACCCAGCACUCGACGCUCUACCUCGCCCGCGUCGCCUUCUCCCGCGUCCUCGGCGCCCUCUCCGACAAUCCUGCCAUCAGCGCCGUCGCCUGGGAUGUGCUCCUCUCGGCGCUGAGCCUCUGUCUCUGGGCCGUCGUGCGCGGGCUCGAUGUCGGGGAUAUGCUGUCCGCCACUGUGCCGUUCAAGACCGCACAGAAGGAGGAGAAACACGUGAGCUUCGAGGGCGAGAAGCCGAAACCCAACGGGCCUGUCGAGACCGUCGCCUCACCCACCUCCAAACGCGGACGCGGCAGGCCAAGAAAAGACGCCGCUACCCUUGCUGCGCCAACCGCUUCCACGAGCUCAGCAAGGGAACUGCGGAGGAGUAUCCGCCACCCCCGCCCCACACCCUCCUCCUCCGUCACCAGUGCAUUGCAUGGCAUUGAGGACUCCGAGGACGACGACUCAGGCCCGUAUGUCCCGCCCGCGGAUGUAGCAGCCGAGGUGGAGGGGUUGGAGCACGAGGACGUGGGCGCGGAUACGGUGGUCGAGGAGGCGGAGGCGGCGGCGCUGGGGUGGGGUUUGUUUGCUUUGGGGGGGCUGGGGGUGCUGAGUGCUGGGGUGUGCGGGGGGGAGGUUUGUGGGCGGUAG
Coniosporium apollinis CBS 100218 is the source of this 1641-nucleotide messenger RNA. RefSeq lists its product as uncharacterized. NCBI's taxonomy places the organism in Eukaryota, Fungi, Ascomycota, Dothideomycetes. Gene Ontology annotation, biological process: regulation of DNA-templated transcription. Bases 1 to 1641 code for a protein of 546 amino acids. The record is from RefSeq and is a predicted model, not a curated record. The transcript has 3 exons.